Saccostrea cuccullata (small rock oyster) is the source of this 624-nucleotide messenger RNA. Its product is annotated as C-type lectin domain family 7 member A-like. Gene Ontology annotation, molecular function: (1->3)-beta-D-glucan binding; pattern recognition receptor activity. The record is from RefSeq and is a predicted model, not a curated record. The annotation marks the transcript as partial. Gene Ontology annotation, cellular component: cell surface. Lineage: Eukaryota; Metazoa; Mollusca; Bivalvia; Ostreida; Ostreidae. The transcript is spliced from 3 exons. Gene Ontology annotation, biological process: phagocytosis, recognition; positive regulation of phagocytosis; detection of molecule of fungal origin.
UUCAUUGAUACUAUAUGUAUACGUACUUGUCACAAUAAAGGGACUUUCAUUAGCAACUCCUCCAAAAGUGUGAAGACCAAGAGAUGUCCUGAUGGGUAUACACGGUUUGAAGAAUCCUGCUAUCUUCUGAACAAUGAAGUUUCUUCCUGGAUAGAGGCCUACCAAAUUUGCAAAAUCUUUGACAGCAGAUUAGUUGAAGUGGAUUCUUCGGAAGAAAACACAUUCAUUCAAGGCUACCUUAACGAACACGGACAACAAAAAGGGCGAAUGAUUACAACCUUCACUUAUCGUGGUAACUAUGGGAGCAGGGAAAUAGAAUACAGGGGUUUUCCCGGUUAUUGGAUCGGAGGACAAUCCAUGGAACUGCCCGGACACUGGUAUUGGGGGAAAUCAAUGAAAAAGGUCGACUUCAGCAUCCUAGGGAGUCACGCUGUUGAUAUAACUGACAGUAGUUGUCUGUUCCUUGACAGGGCAAAUCUGUAUCAGGCUGGAAAUAAGCCGUGCUACACUGUGAUGUACUCAGUCUGUGAAAAAGCACCAUACACUGUAUAAAUUGUACUUAAACAUGUAUAAGCACGUAACAAUUUCAAUUCUUUGAUUAGCCUUUGUAAAAAAAAAUAUAUC